This is a messenger RNA of Lepisosteus oculatus (spotted gar), 1986 nucleotides long. It is a transcript of the gene dynlt5, whose product is annotated as dynein light chain Tctex-type family member 5. Gene Ontology annotation, biological process: microtubule-based movement. Gene Ontology annotation, cellular component: cytoplasm; cytoplasmic dynein complex. Lineage: Eukaryota; Metazoa; Chordata; Actinopteri; Semionotiformes; Lepisosteidae. Gene Ontology annotation, molecular function: dynein intermediate chain binding. The record is from RefSeq and is a predicted model, not a curated record.
GUGCAAACAGCGAAUGUUAUCUGGGAUACAAAGCUGUAAGAAAUUGCAACAACGAAGCAUUGAGGAAAACCUUAAACAAUUUUCUACAAGGGCCUAAACUGAGGCUUUCAUUGGUGAGACGAAGCUGAAGCUCCUCCUGUUUGGACAGCCUUAAGCAUAGGUAACCCCAGUGUUGUCAGGACAACCUAACGCUCCUGCUGUUUAGUGUGGUGUACAGUUCCUGUCUUCGUCUUGAAGUGGUGUGGAUGCUAAAAGGUUUCCAUUCAGUAGAGACAGGCUCAACAAUGUCAGAUGUGGCCAAAGACAAAGCAGCUCGCCUGCUGAAGAAGAGAGGCAGUAUCUCUUCACUCAGCAGCCAUGAAGUAAAAGCGAAGGAAACAACUGGGAAAACCAAAGACUCAGUGAGUACAGUGUCUUAUAUAGACGAGCCUGGCCAUCAUGAUGACAUUCCCAGACCUGCUGUGCAGAUGGAAAACACCUAUCAAAUAGGACCUAUAAAGAGAUUUCCAGUUGCCACUGUAAACAACAUUUUAAAAGAUGUGCUGACUAGUUAUCUACAAGAGGAGAAGUAUGAAGCAGAACUUUGUAGACAGAUGACAAAAACAAUAUCUGAGGUGAUAAAAGCCAGAGUGAAAGAUUUAAUGAUUCCCCGAUACAAGAUAAUUGUUCUCAUCACCAUUGGCCAACUGAAUGACCAGAACAUGCGUAUUGGAAGCAGGUGUCUUUGGGACCCUACAAAUGACACAUUUUCAUCUUAUGCUUUCAAAAACAACUCCUUGUUUGCUGUUGCAAAUGUCUAUGCUGUUUACUUUGAGUAGAUUAACAAUUUUUCAUUGUUAGUAUUUUGUAAGUAAUAAUGUGGUUGUGUAUUUUGUACAUGAUUUAAAUUAUGUUAUAAGAAUAUGUGGUAUGAAGUGAAUACGUGGUAUGUGGAUUAAUCAUGAGCUUGUUACGUUUAAGAAAUAAACAGGUAAAUUGGCUUAUGUCUUAAGUUAUUGCCUCCCAAUAAAAGUAAAUGUUACAUAAAGCAGCCCCAAAUUUUGUCAUAUUGAAAUUAACAAUCUCUUGGUCCUACGGUAAAGGAUUGUUAAAGUUACAAAAGAUGAUCCUAUUUUAAAUUUGUUAAAGCAAAUAUAAUAUGAAAGAAUAAUCUCUUGAUUGUUAGGAAACCAACAAAUGUUUGUGUUUUAUGCCACUUGACUCGUUCUCGGUUUUGCUGAACACAGAGUAAGAGAAAGGUGUUUUUUCAUUUCUGUUCUGUUUUGGUGUGAUAUCAUGAUUAAAAAUUAUAUGUACUUUACCUUUCUCUUAAGUAGAGUUUGGUUUAGAUUUGCUUUUACUUUACUGGAGUCAUGUCCGACUAGAAUGGGUUGAACAAGAGGAGGCCGCUCAUCUUGUGCAUUUGAUUUGCAGUAGUUUUUUCAUAAAACCAUCUUUGGAAAGAUCUUUUUAGGCUGCAAUGACACCACUGUGCAGUUUGUUCCAAAUUCUGUACUUUUCUCUAAGAGGUGUGUCUCACUUGAAUUCCUAUAUGCAUUUGCACUUGAUUUUUAGCUAUCUUUUUUGAAGUACUGUAGAGCAGGCACUCUCAAUGUCUGUAUUACCAUUCUGAAUACAUACAAUAUCAUUGUCACCUUAUUUUAAUUUAAUUUUUCAAAACCAACAUCUAGAGCCAGAAUGAGCUCUUAAAGUCACAGAGUCCUGAAGAUGUGUUUCAAUUCAGAAGUGUUCUAAAAGCGCAGAACCUUUUCAUAUUCUGUUCAGUGAUGUGUAGGUGCUGCAUUUUUGUUGGCGAUGGCAUUUAAAACAAAAUUUCAAUUUAGUGUUGAGAUGGUUGGUUUGUAUUCAAGCUUUAUUGAUUUGAGAUUGUGAGUCUUCAGUCAUUGACACAUUUAGAGAUAAUAAAAUGUACAGUGCAGGCUUAUGUUUUUAUUCAGAUUUUCUUGGACAGCUUUAAGGGAUAUGCAGUAUUAUUUGUUAGCUAUU